GCCCGCCGGCCACCGCCCGGCCAUGGGUACGGUACCGUCGGCGCUGAAGCACUGCCUCAGCUAUCAGCACCUCCUCAAGGAGCAGCUGUGGAUCGGGGAGCCGACCGCGCCUCCUCAUCCCGGGCAGGAAUCCCAAGUAUCUGGACUGCCGGAGUACAUAAAGAUUGUAGAAGUUGGGCCAAGGGAUGGUUUACAAAAUGAAAAGGUGAUUGUCCCAACUGAUACCAAAAUAGAGUUAAUCAACCGGCUUUCUAAAACAGGCCUUCCAGUAAUAGAAGUGACCAGUUUCGUUUCAUCCAAAUGGGUGCCUCAGAUGGCAGAUCACAAAGAAGUAAUGAGAGGCAUUGAGCGGCAUCCCGGAGUCCAAUAUCCUGUUCUCACGCCUAAUCUUAAAGGUUUUCAUUCAGCUAUUGCAGCAGGGGCUACAGAGGUUUCAGUAUUUGGUGCAGCAUCUGAAUCUUUUAGCAAAAUGAAUAUUAAUUGUUCUAUUGAAGAGAGCAUAGAAAAAUUUGAAGAAGUUGCUAAGUCAGCAAGAAAUAUGAAUAUUCCAGUGCGUGGGUAUGUUUCUUGUGCAUUGGGAUGCCCAUAUGAAGGAGACAUCACACCAGCUAAAGUGGCUGAAGUGUCUAAACGUCUGUACAGUAUGGGCUGUUAUGAAAUCUCUUUGGGGGACACAAUUGGUGUGGGGACUCCUGGAAGUAUGAAAAGAAUGUUGGAAGCUGUUAUGAAGGAAAUCCCUCUGAAUGCCCUUGCUGUUCACUGCCAUGAUACAUAUGGGCAGGCGCUAGCCAAUAUCCUCACAGCCAUACAGAUGGGAGUUGCUGUAGUGGAUUCAUCUGUUGCAGGUUUGGGUGGCUGUCCCUAUGCAAAAGGUGCUACUGGAAAUGUGGCCACAGAGGAUGUUGUAUAUAUGCUUAAUGGUCUGGGGAUCAAUACAGGAGUCAAUCUUUAUACCGUGAUGGAAGCUGGAAACUUCAUCUGUACAGCUUUGAACAAGAAAACAAAUUCAAAGGUUGCACAAGCUUCCUUCAAUUCUAGAACUAUCAAGUAAACGGAUUUUCUUUGCAAUUACAUUUGUCAUCUACCUUGACCAAGGACACAUAUAUCAAGAAACCAAAUAUAAGAAAACCAUUUCAGCAAAGAACUAAAAUAGAAACCAGAUAUAACUUUCUGUUAUGGAAAGAGUUUCCAUACUGUAGCGUCUUGUUGAAAAUUGUCUUAUAAAUAAGUAUGAAAUAAAUGACUGUCAUAAAGAAUGAUAUGUUUGGUACUUACACAGGUGAGAAAACUGUAUAAACAGCAGGUCAUUUUAUCAUGCUUUAAGUUGAAUUUUGUUUUUUGAGUUUUUUUCGGUUGAACUGGUUGGAAACAGUGAAUACAUAGUUAACUUUUAAUCAAGAUGACUUUUAGAGCAAUACAAAUAUUUGCAGUAGUUAAUGAGAUCCCACAAUGUGUGUGGCCAUUCUCUUAUGUGUUUUAUUUAUCUGAGUCUAUAUUUUUCGUUUGUCAACUCAGUUCUGUUAUGAACACAGAUCCAGAUCAAAAUUCACCGUAAGAAAUUUUUAGAUACAGCACUUUUGUUAUUGUGUUUUGUUUAACAUCUGUUAAAUAUAUGGAUGACUUUAUCUUGUUCCAAGACUUUAUGGUUAAUGGCAGCCUUCCAGAUCCUCCAAAUCUGAUGCAAAUUUUCUUAUUUGCUACAUAUGUUAAAUUUGUUGUAGUUGCUUUUUUUUUUUUUUUUUUUUUUUUUGUCAACUGUGUUAAAACCUAAUUAUAUUAAGCAAUUAGAAACUGGCAAGAUUUUCAACUGUCAUUCAGGGUAGUAGUAAUAUAGAAUGGGCAAAAAUUUUGUCCAUGGUCUCAUUAAACAACUGGACUUUUUCUUCUGUAUUCUAUGAGUUGACAUUUUCCAUUAAUUUCUGAGGAUAUUACUACUCAGUUGGACUUGCUUACACAGUGAGAAGCAUCUGUAAUAUUUCUCUGUGCUCUUGUGAUGGUGAUACUUUACUGUUAAGAUGUCCUAGUUCAGCAAGAUGCUAGUGAACUGCUUUGUCAUUUUUAGAUCUAUAACUGACAAAAGCAAAGAAAAGCCUUAUAUCUAUAAACUGUUG
Molecule: messenger RNA, 2111 nt
Organism: Centrocercus urophasianus (Greater sage-grouse)
Lineage: Eukaryota; Metazoa; Chordata; Aves; Galliformes; Phasianidae
Gene: HMGCLL1
Product: 3-hydroxymethyl-3-methylglutaryl-CoA lyase like 1
Exons: 9
Coding region: 23-1051 (342 amino acids)
Biological process (GO): ketone body biosynthetic process; L-leucine catabolic process
Cellular component (GO): cytosol; endoplasmic reticulum
Molecular function (GO): hydroxymethylglutaryl-CoA lyase activity
Source: RefSeq, a predicted model, not a curated record